GUUGGAAAAAUAGAACUACUACUACUGUCAACUUCACGUUGCUGCGAUUGUCUUUUAUUCAAGAAAUUUGAUUUUCUCCCACAUGUUAAUUGAUUUUUGCGAUUAACAAUUAUUCCACGAAUAAUUUAGUAAAAUGGGUGCUAUAUCAAGCAGGUACCGUGUCUUCAACUCUGGGCUGACUAGUACCGACUUACAAAAUAUAGAAAAUGAUAACAAACGAGAAAAUCCAGGGACUUUGGAUGAACUUCAUAAAAAAACCAAAGAGGUGAUGCCUGUGAACUUUGAAGGUGGCAAGUUAAUGGUCAAUAGAGGGCUGUCAAAUCAUUUUCAGAUGUCUCAUACAUUAACAAUGAGCUCACAACAAAAUGGAUACAAAUUGGGUGGAACAUACAUUGGCACAAAACAGAUAUCUCCGACAGAGGCAUUCCCGGUGGUGCUUGGUGAUGUGGACCCUGCCGGUAAUGUGAACUGCAGCCUUAUACAUCAACUGACACCAGAGAUCAGGGUCAAAGGUGCUGCUCAAAUUCAAGAAUGCAAACUGACAGCUACACAAGGCACUGUGGAAUACAAAGGUUCAGAUUACAGCCUUGCCUUGGUGGCGGGGAAACCAGACUUUAACGACAAGUCUGCAAUGUUUGUUGGACAUUAUUUGCAGUCGGUGACAAAGCGUUUAGCUUUAGGGGCUGAACUGGUGUAUCAAUCCGGUGCCAGGAUCAUGGGCGGAGAGAUUUGCAUAGUGUCUGGUGCUGCUAGAUACACUAUGGAUGAUUCAGAAGUGUCGGCCACACUGAGCGCUGCCAACCUGCACUUGUGCUACUUCAAGCAAGCCAGCGAACAACUCCAGGUUGUAGCUGAAAUGGACACAUCAUUCCGUGGCAUGGAGUCAGUGGGCAGCAUCGGAUAUCAAGUCACUAUUCCAAAGGCAGAUCUAGUUUUUAGAGGCAUGGUGGAUUCCAACUGGAACAUCGGAGCAGUCUUGGAGAAGAAACUCCAGCCCCUGCCCUUCACGUUCGCGCUGUCGGGCAUGGCCAACCAGGCCAAGCAGCAGUUCAAGUUUGGCUGCGGACUUAUCAUCGGUUAACCCUCCAGCUCGGUCGUAGAAUCUAAUAGUAAAGUUCACGGUCCGGAAUAUUGAAGCAUGUGGCACAGUGUGAGAAUGCAUUUAGCUGAUGAACUUGGACCUCACACGGAGCGUCCGAUGUAAUUGUGAGAAUUGAUCGUAACUUUUAAUAAUGGCCUUUUCGCAUUAAAAGUGUACAAUUUCCAAAAAUAUUCGAAAUUGAGUUAAUAUGCGGAAUCAUUUGGUUAUCACCAGUACUUUUUCUCAUAAAUACUGUCAAAAAAACGUCUAGUUUUAGUUUUUAUUUAUUAGUUUACCUAUGUUUUGACUACUAUUAACAAAAUUAAUACAUAAUUUUAUCUUACUUUAAAAGACAGAUAAUGUAACUGGUAAAAACUAAAAAAUAAAUGUUGCAAAUUGAUUAAUAUUAAAAAUAUCACAUGUUAAACCUUUAAAACACUCCUGUAAAACUAGUAAGUUUUGAGAUUAUACAGUUUUAAUGCGAGAAGACAAUUUGUAUAAAUGAAAUGAUUAUGUUAAUUUGUUUUAAAUAAACUAAAAUACUGAAGUGAAGGUUCAAAAGCAGCUUCGGAGUGGCUAGUGGAGGGCUGCCUCUCCGCGCGGCUGCUACUCUACAACUAUGUAAAGGAGCAUUAGGAUUAGGAGGGAGGAAGGAUUAGAUUGCAAUAAUAAAAUUUAAAAAAAGAAUGUUGUAAUUGAGUGCGGCCCGCGGACCACACCGGGCGCUCGCUGACUGUUUGUAAUAUUCCGGCGCGGACACGUCUGUAGUGCUUCAGCAAAUACGAAAUGUGAAUUGUCUUUGAUUAGUUUUUAUAAUUGUUUUGAAUUUGAUAUAUAUUGUGGUUUUGCGUUACGGCCAGUCUGUGUGUGUCAUCCAUCGUUCAGUUCAGAUAAGUUCAUUGGCAUUAUCGUUCGGAUUGCAUCGGUGUGGUGUCUGUUCCAGGGGAGAAACACCGCGAACUCGGGGGGGAGGGACACCCGCUUAGUAGGCUUGAAGAUCGUAUUUAAAAAUCAUAUUAUAACUAAAAUUUAGUUAGAAAAUUCAUUUAUCAAUUAAAAAUACAAUAAACAUAUGUAUUUUAAUCGGAACAAUCGGUUGAGGCAACGGCCUGUCCGUUCUAACAGUGUCAUUGUUAACGUUGACAGACUGUCAACUAAUUAUUGAACUAAAACGAUGUUCUUAGCUGCGGGGGGUUGGGGGGUCUGGAUGAUACGUUAAGUCUUCUUUCUUACUGGUGGUGAACCUCUUGUGAGUCCGCACGGGUAUGUACCACUACCCUGCCUAUUUCUGCCGUGAAGCAGUAAUGCGUUUCGGUUUGAAGGGUGGGGCAGCCGUUAUAACUAUACUUGAGACCUUAGAACUUAUAUCUCAAGGUGUGUGACGCAUUUACGUUGUAGAUGUCUAUGGGCUCCAGUAACUACUUAACACCUGGUGGACAGUGAGCUCGUCCCUACAUCUAUGCAAUAAAAAAAAAGUUUCUUUGAAAAUGUUCUCGAAGGUCCUGUUCCAAAACAAUACCUACUGCACCGACAGUAACCGGGUACAUGACCAUUAGCUCCUAACUAAGUAGCCAUUGUCUUCAGUAAACAUUAACCCAGGAAUGUGAUUAGUAGAAAUGUUAUAAUUGUGUGUAGCGGUCAUCGUUUGAAACUAGUGUUGUUUUUAAAUGUCAGAAAAUAUGAUACGAAUGUUCGUGUGAGUGUGGCGCCCUUGUAAAUAUGGCCUGUUGUUGUAAUGUCUAUGUUUAAUAGAUUUAUGUUGAGAAUAAA
Messenger RNA from Bombyx mori (domestic silkworm), 2851 nucleotides. Its product is annotated as mitochondrial import receptor subunit TOM40 homolog 1. Gene Ontology annotation, biological process: protein import into mitochondrial matrix. The record is from RefSeq and is a predicted model, not a curated record. The transcript is spliced from 8 exons. Bases 134 to 1081 code for a protein of 315 amino acids. Gene Ontology annotation, cellular component: mitochondrial outer membrane; mitochondrial outer membrane translocase complex. Gene Ontology annotation, molecular function: transmembrane protein transporter activity. NCBI's taxonomy places the organism in Eukaryota, Metazoa, Arthropoda, Insecta, Lepidoptera, Bombycidae.